Messenger RNA from Micromonas pusilla CCMP1545, 1245 nucleotides. It is a transcript of the gene ASP3, whose product is annotated as aspartate aminotransferase. NCBI's taxonomy places the organism in Eukaryota, Viridiplantae, Chlorophyta, Mamiellophyceae, Mamiellales, Mamiellaceae. Gene Ontology annotation, biological process: biosynthetic process. The record is from RefSeq and is a predicted model, not a curated record. The coding region runs from base 1 to 1245 and encodes 414 amino acids. Gene Ontology annotation, molecular function: pyridoxal phosphate binding. The transcript is spliced from 2 exons.
AUGGGCUCUCCCGCGUGCGACGACCGUCUCGUGGCGUCCCUCCGCGGCGCGUCCACGCCGCUGUUCCGCGUCAUGGAAGUCAUCAAGGCUGCGCACGACAUGACCGUCAGUGGAGCGGAUCUCGCCGUCGGAGGGAUAAAACAUCUCGAGGUGGGGCAGCCGUCGACGGGCGCGCCGCGGCUCGCGCUCGACGCCGCGCGCGACUCCCUCGACGCGUGCGCGCGCGGGGAGACGACGUUAGGAUACACCGUCGCCGAGGGCGUCGACCCUCUGCGCGAGAGGAUCGCGAGGCACUAUCGCGACCGCUACGGCGUCGAGGACGUCGACGCGGACGCGGUCGUCGUGACGACCGGGUCGUCCGCGGCGUUCAUCCUGUCCUUCGUCGCGGCGUUCGACCCGGGCGACCGCGUCGCGAUCGCGUCGCCGGGGUACCCGUGCUACCGGAACAUCCUCGAGGCGCUCGGGUGCGAGGUCGUGUCCAUCCCGGUGGACGCGUCGACGGACUACCAGCCGACGCCGGCGCUUCUGAACGCUUUCCUCGCCGCCAAGCCGAUCCGGGGGCUCAUCGUCGCGUCGCCUUCGAACCCCACCGGGACGGUCCUCACGCGCGCGCAGCUCUUCGCGCUGCACGAGUGGUGCCACGAGCGAGGCGCGUGGUUCGUCUCGGACGAGAUCUACCAUCAGAUCGAAUACGGCGAAGACCGCGCGACGACGGCGCUGGAGACGCCGAACGGGCCGCGCGACUGCGCAAUCGUGAUCAACUCUUUCAGCAAGUACCACUGCAUGACCGGGUGGCGCGUGGGGUGGUGCGUGGUUCCGCCGCGGCUGCGCGACGCGAUGCGAGCGCUGCAGCAAAAUUUGUUUAUCAACGCGCCGACCAUCGCGCAGCACGCGGCGACGGCGGCGUUCGACUGCGACGACGAGCUGGUGAAGCACGUGGAUCGGUACCGCGUCAAUCGCGAGAUUUUACUUCGGGGGCUCCCGAAGGCUGGGUUCGCGAAGCUCAGCAGCGCGGGCGGGGCGUACUACAUCUACGCGGACGUGAGCGACAUGACGGACGACUCCGUGGGGUUGUGUAAGCGGAUAUUGGAGACGACGGGGGUGGCGUGCGUUCCCGGGGUGGAUUUCGACCGCGAGCGGGGGUUAAAGUUCGUUCGGUUUUCAUUCUGCGACAGCACGGAGACGGUCACGGAGGCGGUGCGGGUGUUGAUCGAAAAGGUGGACGAGUGGCGAGUGGGCGGGUGA